Miscanthus lutarioriparius is the source of this 2463-nucleotide messenger RNA. Lineage: Eukaryota; Viridiplantae; Streptophyta; Magnoliopsida; Poales; Poaceae. The record is from the annotation of a GenBank genome assembly.
AUGGCCGGCGUCCGUCGAUUGGAAGGAGCACCAGCACCAGAUUACGGUUAUGGAAUUGAGAAGCUCACUGUUCUCUGGUUGUUGCCUGAGAUGGUUGUGCCUAGUGGUUUGAGAAUUAUAGAUUCAGAUGCAGAAACACUCAUCAUGAAGCAAGUUGCAUACCAUGUUAACAAUUUUGUGCUCUACUUUGAUAUCUACAAGUCAUUCAAGACAUCUGACUGGGAUGACAAUGUGGUCAAUCCAGGGAAGCCAGCAGCUGAAAGGCAUGAUGAUGAUGAUGGGGAUUUUGUGGCUAGUGACAAUGAUGGUAGUGUGGAUGGGGAUUUUGUGGAUAGUGAUUAUGAAGUUGAUCAUGAGGAUGAUGAUCUUUUCUGGGACAAUAUUGAUGAUGGGGUGGUUGAUGAGGGGGCAGGUAUGGGCAUUGUAGUCAGCAAAGGGUACAAGAGAAAUGCCCCAGUUGGCAAAGAGAACAUGGCAGAAAGGCAAUGGGAUGAGAUAUCAACUGAUGAGGAUGAGUUGGAGUUACCUGAUUCUAAUGGAGAGGGUAAGAUUGGGGCUAACAUGUCAUCCUUCAGGCCAGAGGAUAUUGAGAACCCAAUUUUCAAGUUAGGAAUGAAGUUUGAUUCAAUAGAACUGCUUAGAAAGGCAAUUUCAGAAUACAGUAUCAAAGAGAGGGUGGAGAUAAAGAUGCCAUGGAAUGACAAGAAAAGAAUCAAAGCUCAUUGUGAUGUAAAUUGUCCAUGGUACUUGUAUGCUUCUUGGGACACAAGGAUGAGUUGUAUCAUGAUCAAAUCUUUUGUUGGGAAUCACACAUGCCAGAAGAAGUGGGAACUGAAGAGGUGCACCGCAAAGUGGCUUGCUAACAAGUACUUGGAUAGGUUUAGGGCUGAUGAGAAGAUGAGCCUGACCAAUUUUGGGAAGACUGUUCAGCUAGAAAUAAACCUGACCAUUUCUAGGAUGAAGCUGUGUAGGGCAAGAAGGAAGGCAUGGGAGAUCAUUUAUGGGGAUGAAGUGAAGCAAUUCAAUGAGCUGAGGAAUUAUAGGCAUGAACUUAGGAGGAUAAAUCCUGGCAGUACCUUCUUUCUAACAUGCCUUGAUGGUUUCUUCAGUACACUUUACAUGUCUAUGGAUGCAUGCAAAAGAGGUUUCCUCACUGGUUGCAGGCCUGUUAUCUGUCUAGAUGGCUGCCACAUCAAGACAAAGUUUGGAGGGCAGCUGCUAACUGCAAUAGGUAUAGACCCAAAUGAUUGCAUUUUUCCUUUGGCCAUAGCAGUGGUGGAGGUUGAGUGCCUAGCAUCAUGGAAGUGGUUCUUAGAGACACUGAAAGAGGACCUUGGCAUAGAAAACACAACUCCUUGGACCAUCAUGACAGAUAAACAAAAAGGUCUUAUCCAUGUUGUUCAGCAAGUGUUUCCUGAGUCAGAACACAGGUUCUGUGUUAGACAUCUGUACCAUAACUUCUCAGGCCAAUUCAGAGGAGAGAACUUCAAGAAUCAGCUUUGGAGGUGUGCAAGAGCUAGUACAGUGGUGAGGUGGAACCAGGAGAUGGACAAAAUGAGAGUUCUCAGCAAGGAUGCCCAUGCAUGGUUAGAAAAGAUGCCACCAAACACAUGGGUUAGGGCUUUCUUUAGUGAGUACCCAAAGUGUGAUAUCCUCUUGAACAACACUUGUGAAGUUUUCAACAAUUACAUAGUGGAAGCCAGAAAAUUGCCUAUUUUGAGCAUGCUACAAAAGAUCAAGGUUCAUGAUAGAGAAUGGAAGUAUGUUGUGGACAUUGCAGCUAAGAAAUGUGAAUGUAGAAGAUGGGACUUGACAGGCAUACCAUGUAGUCAUGCAAUUGCUUGCCUUAAGCAUGAAAGAAUUCCAGAAGACUCAGUGCUCCCACACUGUUACUCCAUUGAAGCUUUCCAGAAUGCAUACAACUUCCAAAUUUUUCCAUGCUCUGACAAGACUAAUUGGCAAAAUGUUGGAGGCACAGAAGUGAAGCCACCUAAAUAUGAGAAGAAACCAGGUAGGCCAGCAAAGGCAAGGAAGAAAGCACCACAUGAACAACAAGGCAGAAAUGGACCAAGGCUAUCUAAACAUGGAGUAACAAUGCACUGCAGUCACUGUGGAAAACCUGACCAUAAUGUAGCAAGAUGUGCAGCAAAGGAAGCAGGAGAACCAGCUGUCCAGAAAAGGAAAAGGUCAGCUGUUCAACAAGCACAUGAGGAAGCAAGGCAUCAAGAAGAAUAUCAGGAGGUCUAUACUGCAGAAGCUGAAACAGAAGCAACCAUGUCCCAAGUAGACAACCCUAUGCUGUCUCAACUACUGGAUGAGGCCUCACAGACUAUGAGACAGCAUCCAGUCAGUCAACCUAUACCAGAUUCAGCCUACAUCGUUUCCAAUGUUCCACUAGCAAGGCAAAUUCAGAUGACAACGGCUACCAAAGCUGGUGGACAUCAAGGACCAAGAAAGCAGUGA